AUGCCUACUGUCAACUCUAAGGAUAUCAAAACCACCAUCAUUCUCGAGUCGAAGGUCGACUGGCUUCCCUGGAAAACUCAAACCAUCCUAUCUGUGAACUGCGAAGGAAUCUCUGAUAUCCUGACCAACCCGACAGCUCCUCGAGGCAGCCGUUGGACUUGUAAGCAAGUUGCUGAAGCAUAUCGGAUCAUCAACCGUACCCUGUCUCCGCUACUGCAAACGGAAAUCAGCCAAUUCAGCGAGUCCCCUUGGGAUGCAUUUGCUGCACUGCAACAAAAGUUUGAAGCUCUGACUGAAGAUGAUCUCCAAGACUUGGAAGCAAAACUGAAUCGCAUCACGCAGGAACGGAACGAGCCGUACGCUACUCUCAUUAGUCGUCUCAACACGUCCUUGGUGAAAUUCAAGAAUGCCGGACGUGUGAAAUCCGAUAACAGUCUCUGCGCUAUCUUACCUCAAGCUGUGCACGACGACAAUCAGACGGUGAAGAUCACGUUGAAAACACCAGCAAUGAUGGCUAUGUCGUACGGUGACCUUACUUCGUAUCUCACAGCAUUGGAUCCAGACGAAAGUGACCCAUCGACUAUCGUGCACGGGGCACAUUCAGCCAUUUCAUCAGAUAAUUGCGCAUUCUGUAAUAACAGAGGUCAUUCCAUAAUCUUACACUUUAACAGUAUUGUCGUUGAUGGAGACGUACUCUUCCAGGAUCUUGAGCCUUAUGCACGUACCGAGGCCGAAUGGAUUCACUUGGUUUAUCAGACGCCCUGGAUAGCCCCCGCGUGGAAAGCUAUCAUCAUAUUCUACUGGACAAUCGGCGCUCGAUAUGACUCGAUCUAUUGGAUUGAUAGUCAUCGUGAUCUUGCCUUCAUGGAUUCGACCUAUACUAUUACGGUCAAACUCAUCAAGCGCAAAAGAGGCCCGCGAUCCAAGGUGCCUGAUCGCUGCCAAUGUGCAUACCCUAAGAAAACAUACGCCCUACUGCAACGCGAACUCCCAGGCAACCGCAUGCACGAGCAGGUUUGUCAAUUGCAAUGUCGUGACAAAUCAAUUGACCUCUUACGCGCAGAAUUUAAACGCCCGGGCUUAGAGGAGAACCUCCUUACUGCAAUCAAAUGGCAUGGUUUUAGACGUGGGGUUGUCCAGUCGUGUUGCAGUCUGAAUGCGCCGGAAUCCACAAUUGCUGAUAUUUUGUGCGUCCAGCAACCAUCGUUGAGAUCAUACAUAUCUUUCCGACCACCAAACUCUGCCGAUGUCCUCUUCAAUGGCAAAUUGUUGCCGUGUUUUCCGGUCAUGCCUGUCGGCGAUUAGAGGACUUAUAUAUUACUUCAAGGAUGUGCACCUACGGUACUUGUGGAAACAACGAAUGUUUUUUAGGAGUACUUUACUCCUUUACCAUUCGGGUACCACUUCCGGGAAGAGGGGUGCUUCACCCCGCUCCCCGGAUGUAUUACUUUCAUACGAGAAUGCUUGGCAUUCUUUGUAUAUAUGGACGCAUAUUAUGGUCAUAAUGUUCAUCCUUUUUGCUUUGUACACCCAUAACUCUCCCACCCUUUCUCUUUUCAUCCUUAUUCCUUUCACAGUAUAUUCUGAUCAACCAAGCGGACUAGUACAGAGCUUUCGUUUCGUACUUUCCCCGUGCCUCGCAGGCUAUUGCCCCUGAAACGUGAUUUGCGUCUGCACCAUGAGGAUUACGUGUAUGACCGUUGCCAAGUGUUGGAAAAAAGCCC
Molecule: messenger RNA, 1724 nt
Organism: Sphaeroforma arctica JP610
Lineage: Eukaryota; Ichthyosporea; Ichthyophonida
Exons: 2
Coding region: 1-1305 (434 amino acids)
Source: RefSeq, a predicted model, not a curated record